Molecule: messenger RNA, 993 nt
Organism: Penicillium angulare
Lineage: Eukaryota; Fungi; Ascomycota; Eurotiomycetes; Eurotiales; Aspergillaceae
Product: 5'/3'-nucleotidase SurE
Exons: 3
Coding region: 1-993 (330 amino acids)
Cellular component (GO): P-body
Molecular function (GO): hydrolase activity
Source: RefSeq, a predicted model, not a curated record
AUGCAUAUCCUGGUUGUCAACGACGAUGGCCCCCCAAACACCCGCCUAUCACCCUACAUCAAACCCCUCGUGGCCCAACUCCAAAAAGCAAAUCACCUAGUCUCAGUCGCUAUCCCAGCCGCAUCCCGCUCCUGGAUCGGCAAAGCCCACUUAAUCGAAGCCUCCCUCACAGCCAACUAUAUCCAUCCUGACUCUUUCCGCCCCGACGGCACUUGGGAUGAAUCCUACACAGACUCCACCUCUACCUCCGAAGCCGAAGCCGAGAACUCAUGGGUGGUAAUCAAAAAUGGUACACCAGCCAGCUGUGCCCAGCUAGGUCUGUACAAUCUCUUCACUGAGCGCCCACCCAUUGACCUCGUCAUCUCGGGCCCGAACCAUGGCCGCAAUGCCUCGACUAUCUACAAUUUGUCCUCGGGGACAGUUGGUGGUGCUCUUGAAGCUGUGUUCUGUGGGAAGAGAGGUAUUGCGAUCUCCUUUGGAAGUAAGGAUCCGCAGACUGAUGAUGUUAUUGCUGCUGCGGCGAGAUUGGCUGUGAAGGUUGUUGAGCAUUUAUUUUCUGUUUGGGAUGAGAGAGUUGAGUUGUAUAAUAUUAACAUUCCUAUGAGGGAGGAUGUGGAGAGUAGGCCUGUUCUUUAUACGAGGACGUUGCCUUAUUAUUGGUCGAGGGGGUGUUUGUAUGCUGAGACUGAGAAGGAGGAGGAAAAGAAGGAGAAGGUUAAUGGGACGACUAAUGGGGUUGUUACGAAUGGGGUGCAUCAUUGUAAUGGGAAUGGGAAUGCAGAGGUUAAUGGGAAUGGACAUGUUCAUCCUAAGCAGCAACAGCGCCAUUUUAAGUGGUCUGCUGAUUUGUCGGAUAUGAAGAAGAGGUUGCAGAAUAGUGAGGAGGGGACAGAUGCUCAUACGGUGUUGAAUGGGUCGACUAGUGUGACUGCGCUGCGGGCCAACUUCUGGCAUGUCCCUGGUCUUGAGGGACCGAUUUACCUGGAUCAAUAA